AUGCCUGCAAAGAAAGUACAGGAACCUCGCAUGGCUGAUUUCAGACGAUUUGCUCAGCUGCAAGAAAUGCUCAGAGUCAGUUGCACCUGCGUGAGGGAAUUCACCCGGCGCCGAUUUGAUGCCUUGGCCAAAGAGGCCCCAGACUUGGCUGACGACUGCAAGGAACUUAAGGAACUCCAGGCUUCCAACAGUUUGUUGGACCUGGGCCGCCAUGUCCAUGGCAUUGAAUCAUUGGUCCAAAGAAUUGAGACCAAAGAGAAGCUGAGAAUUAUUUUCAUUGGGCCUUUGAAGGCAGGGAAAAGCUCCCUCAUCAACCUGCUCCUUUCCUCCUCCUUGCCCAACUUUGAGAUGCUGCUUCCGGUGGAUAACAAGGCUGCUACCAACUGCAUUUGGAAGGUCGAGUCGAGCCCGGAACGACGUGGGUGUGUAUUUUGGAAUGACGUACUGCAGAAAGAGUGGCUUUUGGACGACCUACACCCAGAAGUGCUACGGACUGACAUGGCUCACUUCUUGGAGGAGAAGUUUGCAAGGGAGGCCAAUCCUUCGGGACAUGGAGAGAUUUGCAUCCAAGUUCCCUUGGACGUAUUCAACCCAUUUGGUUGCCAUUACAGCCUGGUCGACACUCCUGGGUUUACUGAAAGCGAGGAAUAUCGAAGACUUGUGCAGAGGUUUCUGCAAGACCAUUCGCACAUUGCGUGCAUGGUGUGCCCUUUGACUGAAGGUACAGCGGUGCCAGAACGCACACAAAAGAUGCUGGAACUCAACUCCUACAGCAAGACCUUCUGGGUUCUCACACGCUAUGAUUUGGCAAUGACCUUGAAGCCCGGAAAGAAAUUCAAGGGCAUGACCAAACGGCAAGCAGCCGAUGGUUUGGUGAGCCAGUUCCGGCGCGAGAUUGGGAGCUCCUUGGCGCGCGUCUUUGUGCAUGCUGGUGGGCUACUCCAAGAUCCAGAUGACGAGGCCAAUGAAGUUCUCCAAAAGCAUUUGCCCUUGGAUGAGGCCCAGAGCUGGCUUAGAGACAUCCAAAACUACGUGAAGGAAAUCUUCAUGCUUCAACAGCAAGAGCAAAUGGUGCUCGGCAGCCAGUCGCGGACCGCCAUGCACCGAAUGGCAGAGCUCACGGACGAGUACCGGAAGCGGUUGAACUCCUCCCAAGGAAGUGUUGCUGCCAGUGAUUACUACGCUCAGGAGAUGCAGGCAGCUGUGGAAGAUGCGGCGGCUGAUUUGGAGCGUGAAGUUCGGCAGGAAAUUGAGACCGUUCGCACAGAUAUCCUGCAAGAGCUUUGCAAGAGAACAGGUGACGAGGUGAAUGAGGAGGGCGGCCCAGGCAAGUGGAUUCGGCACAAAUACAUUGAGAAGCUCCUCUCAAAGCUAGUCCCAAAGAUUGAAACGGAGAUGCAGACAAGGUUGGACAGCGCAAUGAUGCGUGCCCAAGAGAAGACUUUCAAGGUGGCCAUGCGUUUGCUGAAGGAAGCUGGGCUCGAUGCUUCACGGGCAAGUCCACUACUCCUCGGAGGCGUUGUUGGAGCCGCCGUCGCGGGAAUCGCAUUGCUGGGGUUCGGUGCCAAAUAUGCACUGGAAGCCCAUCCCUUUUGGACUCGUGACACUGCCAACAAAGAGGUCGUUGCUGAGAUUCAGCGCACAAAUCAUUGGGGGAUCCUAUCCCAGGUAGCCUCUGCUCGUGGGAAGUCUCAGCUUCUCUCCAACGCCGCUCGAUUUCGCUACAAGUUCAGUGAGCUCCUUUUGAGCAAUGGAGCUUCCACAGAGGUCUUAAGGAGCUUGUUUCCUGAUUUGAGCCUCUUGGAGAAGGUGAAAGCCAAGCUGUACUUCUGUUGUCGUGACAUUGAGGAGUUUUUGGAGGCUGAAGCCUUGGGUGAGCGGGCCUACAGAGACCUCUCCUCGUGCAGUCUCAAGAUCGUUCAGCGUGACUGGCUGAGCAUCGUGGAUCAAACGUCUGCAUAUGUGGAGGAGAACGUGCGAACUGAUGCGGUACAGGGAGGCAUUCUGGCAAGCCUUUUUGCACUUCGCACGGAGGCGUUAGUAAGGAGCCGAAUGCUGCGAGAAGCACGACACACAGUCACGAUUUUUUCGAAGGCUUUUCCCCGAUCUUAUUCUGGCCUUGGUCUACGACGUCUCUGUGGAUAUUUUGUUGCGCUUCCUUGA
Messenger RNA from Durusdinium trenchii, 2163 nucleotides. Lineage: Eukaryota; Dinophyceae; Suessiales; Symbiodiniaceae. The record is from the annotation of a GenBank genome assembly.